Molecule: messenger RNA, 1843 nt
Organism: Toxorhynchites rutilus septentrionalis
Lineage: Eukaryota; Metazoa; Arthropoda; Insecta; Diptera; Culicidae
Gene: PGRP-LA
Product: peptidoglycan-recognition protein LA
Exons: 5
Coding region: 478-1473 (331 amino acids)
Biological process (GO): peptidoglycan catabolic process
Molecular function (GO): N-acetylmuramoyl-L-alanine amidase activity; zinc ion binding
Source: RefSeq, a predicted model, not a curated record
CCAUCCAUACACAACGCCGACACGAAAAACUCUAAAGUGUAAAUUCCGUCAGAUUAACGGAAUGAACGGCGACAGAAGCAUCACUUAGUCAUAGACCUCCUAAACGUGUGGUAAAAAAUACACUUGCAGUAGGAAUUUCACAAUUCCGAACCUUUCCGUGAACCCAACUGUUGAGCAUACUCCGAGGAAGUUCGCGGAUAAUCAAUACGAAUCACGUUGUACGUUGGCAGCGUGGAUGUGUUUGGAAUAGCGCUAAUUCAAUUUAAAGAGCACCUCAACGAAUCGACAUAGUUUAGCUCAUGUCCUAUAAUCUACAAACUCCACUAUAUAAUCUGUGGUUUACCCGUGCGUCGUGCGUAUGCAAUAGUGUAAGAGACGAACAAGGAACUUCCCCAAUCAAGUGUUUCGCCAAUUAACAUGAUGCGAGUUUAAUUUUUCCGAAGUGGACACUAACGAAUUCAAGAGCAAGAGUGAAUCAUGAAGUUGCUGCUGAAAAUCCACAACAAAGACCGGCAUCAUCUGAAUACACAACGCAAACGUAAAACAUCCCGUCGAGUAUCCAAAUCCUCCCCAUCUGCAUCCUCAACCAGCUCGGCCAAUCCAUUAUCAUCGACUGCUAACGAUUCACAUUUUGCAGUACCAACAGCAGCUAGUUACGUGGCGAGAUCUGGGCGUAACAACCAAAAUCGUGGCCUUCCCUCAACAGAACAAUCAACCGUCCUACGGCAAGAGCGGUAUUUUCUCUACGGUGUAUUAAUCCUAUUUACGAUCAUUGCCUUCUCCACGGCAUUGUAUUUUAUAAUAAAUUCGAAAGAAAGCGAUUCCAGCCCAAGGCAACCGGACAUACUUUUCGGGAACAACUAUGUAUCAGGAACUCUACCCAACCUUGGCAACGGCCAUCUGAUCAUUGAUCGUCGUAACUGGGGCGCUCAGGAGGCGGUCCGUGGUCGAUACCCUCUGAAAUCACCAAUCCCAUACGUUUUAAUCACCCAUAUUGGGGUUCAAUCAUCCCCAUGCAUGGAUAUGCACAGAUGCACAAUUUUGAUGCGAACAAUCCAGGAUGCAGCCGUCGCGGAAAUGGGACUGCCCGACAUUUCGAACAACUUUUAUCUCGGAGGUGACGGUUUCAUAUACGUGGGCCGAGGAUGGGAAAUAGCCAAUGCUUACGCUAAUCAAACGUUAGCCAUUAAUUUCAUGGGAGAUUUUGUCCGCCAUCAGCCGAAUGAAAAACAAUUUUCCGCUCUCGAACACUUACUUGCCCAUGGGGUCGUUGAGAAUUACCUCGCAAAGGACUACAAAAUUGUUGCUCAUAAUCAGACCAAAAAGACUAGAAGCCCAGGCCCUUACAUCUAUGAACGAAUAAGCAAAAUGCCACGUUGGAGUACAUGUGGGACACCGGGCUAUAGGGUGUGUGGAUCGGAACUUGGACUGCCACCGGUGUGGGAUCAGGAUUUCCCGAAGAAGCAAAAGUAGAUCUAUCCUGUUCCUGUGCAACUAUCACAUCCGAACCUAAAACAAACUGGUGAUUCUAUCUAGUAUUUACGCACUGGUAACUAUGAAAAUAGUCUUUUGAGCCAUUACCUCAGAACCAUGAAUAAAUAUCUCACUUGACAAUGGUUAUCAUAAAACUGUUAUAUUUAAUCUUAAGUAUUGCUCUUAUGUUAAAAAAAAAGUAAAAUAACUAUCUUUAUUGGAUAGAGAAGACGGUGAGAAAUUUCAAUAUUAUAUAGUAUUGUCAUUAAUAGGGGAACGCAACAUAUUGUAUGCAAAUCAAUGUAUUAUUUUUAUUGGUAUGGAUUUUGUAAAAUAUUAAACUUGUAAAUAAAGAUGCGCAAUCUCAUUA